GCCCGUCACCGAAGCAGGACCAUAGAUCCGGAACAGGCUUGGGGAUGCUCGUCGGUGUCUUUGCAGGUCGCACCGCUUCGGUGCGUGCCGCGACGGGGCUGUCGUCAUCACUAGCAGCUCGAGGAAGCCAGUGUCAGGGACUGUCCUCUUUCCUCCGGCCCUUUUCCUCCUCGUCCAUUCUUCUCGAGGAGCCGCGAAAAGUGCGAGGGUCACCGACAAAUCAGCACUUCUUCUCGCCUUCCUUGUCGAGACCUUUGCUCUUCUUCGAGUCGACACGCCCCUCUCACAUCCUCCAAAUCGUCCGCGCGCAGUCGACAGAUGCAAAGGCGGCGGCAGGCGUCAAGGAGGAGCCAAGCAAAGGCGUUUCAGGGCUUCUUGUGAGGCUGCGCGACCAGCUCCUCGCACAGGCAUCGAAAUCGGCGUCAAAGGGGGCGGCAGAGGGUGCCACGCCACCACCGACAUUCCCGGAUGUGCGAAGACUCAUCGAGCUGGCCUCAACGCAGCGGCGGACGAUCCUCCUCGCCUUGGUGUUCCUCGUCAUUAGCGCCAGCAUUGCCUUGACGGUGCCACUAGCUAUUGGCAAGGUCAUUGAUUUCUUCACCCAGGCUUUUGAGGCGAAGAAAGAAGGCAGCGACAGCGGUCCGAAGCUCUACGGUCUCAGCCUCGGUACGGUGGCCAUCCUGCUCGUCGCCAUCUUUGCAACGGGAGCGUUCUGCAAGGCGGGAAGCAACAUCAUGCUGGAAUUGGCCGGCGUGCGUGUGAUUCAGCGGAUGCGGGAGGCAAGCUACAGUAGUGCGCUGAGGCAAGAGGUGGAGUGGGCCGACAGGGGAGCGGGCGAUGUCGUGAGCAGGCUCAGUGUCGAUACAAACAUCGUCGGCGAGGCAAUCACCUCGGACAUUGGCGAUGGUCUUCGCGCAGGCGUCACGGUUCUCUUUGCUGGCUCGGCCAUGUUCUACAUCUCUUCGCAGCUCACGCUCCUCAUGAUGGCCGUCGUGCCACCGGCUGCCAUUGGUGCUGUCUUCUACGGACGCUACCUCCGAGACCUCACCCAUCGGACGCAGGACGCCGUCGGUGCCAUGACAAAGACGGCCGAAGAGCGCCUCAGCCCACCGGCCUUUCGUACUAUUGCGGCACACAACACGCAAAAGGAAGAGAGCGAACGCUUCAAGGGAAAAGUGCAGUCAAUUGUCGACCUACAGACGAAGGAAGCCUACGCCACCGGCUUCUUCUAUGCAGGCACUGGUUUCGUGGGCAACUGUGCCAUCCUCACCCUCCUCACCUACGGUGGCUCUCUCGUUGCCAAGGGUACCAUUACUGUCGGUGACCUGACCUCGCUUCUCAUGUACACGGCCUAUCUGGGAGGUGGUCUUGCGAACCUGACGUCGUUCUUUGCAUCGAUCAUGCGGGGCAUCGGUGCGGGCGCACGUGUCUUCCAGCUCAUGGACCGUGAGCCAGAGGCCAUCCGACUGGGUCACGGCAUUGCUCCUCCCUCUUCCCAAGGCAACAUCGACUUCACCAGUGUCAAAUUUGCCUACCCCUCUCGCCCCUCCCAGCGAAUCCUUGACGGUGUCGACAUCCACCUCAAGCCCGGCGAGAGCGUGGCCCUGGUGGGAGGAAGUGGUGUGGGCAAGUCGAGCGUGCAUGCCCUCAUGCUGCGCUUCUACGAUCCAGACGCCGGCAGCGUGACGCUCGGUGGCCAUGACAUUCGCGAAUUCAAGCCCGAGGCGCUUCGAUCGAUGAUCGGCGUCGUCACGCAGGACCCGACCCUGUUCGACGGCACCAUUGCCGAGAAUAUCGCCUAUGGCUACCCGCAGGCGACUCGGGAGGAGAUCGAGGAGGCGGCCCGCCAGGCCAAUUGCCUCGACUUUGUCAGACAGCUGCCAAACGGACUCGAUACCAACAUUGGUGCGAGGCAACUCAGUGGUGGUCAGCGACAGCGUGUGGCCAUUGCUCGUGCACUUGUGAGGAAGCCGAGCCUGCUGCUGCUCGACGAGGCGACGAGCGCACUUGACAGCGCUUCGGAGUUCCUCGUCAACCAGGCCAUCGAGCGCAUCAUCCAGGAGGGCAAGAUUACCGUCUGGAUCGUCGCCCAUCGGUUGAGCACGAUCAAGUCUGCCGGCAAGAUUCUUGUUCUGGACAAGGGCCGCAUCGUCGAAUCGGGUCCGUUUGACGAACUCGAUAGGCCGGGAAGCCGGUUCAGGACGCUAAUGGCUGCUCAGCUCGAGGCAAGUGCGCCGAUGGCCGUCGAGACCGAGCAACCGGCAGAGGUCGAACCUGACGUUGAAGUGGUGAGGAACGACCGCAACGAGAGCUCGGUGCGUCAAUGAUUUUCGAGGCCUGGGACUCGCAGCUUCAGCACGUCUGCUACGAGAAGAGGCCGGGAGGAGAGAGAGGGCGCACUGUCGGUCGAGGACACGGAGCUGGGAAUGCCCAAAGA
Molecule: messenger RNA, 2437 nt
Organism: Acaromyces ingoldii
Lineage: Eukaryota; Fungi; Basidiomycota; Exobasidiomycetes; Exobasidiales; Cryptobasidiaceae
Product: P-loop containing nucleoside triphosphate hydrolase protein
Exons: 3
Coding region: 45-2327 (760 amino acids)
Biological process (GO): transmembrane transport
Cellular component (GO): membrane
Molecular function (GO): ABC-type oligopeptide transporter activity; ATP hydrolysis activity; ATP binding
Source: RefSeq, a predicted model, not a curated record